AUGAAUUAUUCUCAUAUAAGCUUUAAAAUACCCAAAUCAAAUAACCAAACUUAUAAUCUUAUAAAGAUAAGUUUACUAAAACAGUCUUAUGAUAUAAAAGAGUUUAAAAAGGAGGUGGAUGGUUUGAAAAUAAAAUUAUACAUGGAUUACAACAUUGAGAAUUUAAUAAAAAUAUUUAAAAGUAUAUUAAGUAGCUAUGAAAAUACGAACAUUUGUUUUGAAAGGAGAAAUAAAUGCAACAAAAAAGAAAAUGUUUUGGUUAUGGAAGAUACUGAUUUGUUGAAAUUAUGUAUUUGUCUUGUUAUGGAAAUUAAAAAUUUGAGUAAAAAACUAAGUAAAUAUAAUGCAAAUAUUUAUAUAGAUAAAAACAAAGUUAGAAUAUUAUCAGAUACAAAGGGAAAUUUAUAUGAAAUAACCAAUGAAAUUAUGUUAUAUUUUAAUCAUUAUUUCAUUGUUUAUUUUAGUUUUAAUAAAUCUUUUAAUCAGUUAAACAAACAAAUACUUGUAACAAAUAAUAACAAAGUAACACUAAUAACAAAUCUAUCAGAUUUAAAUAGACUAACGUGUUAUGAAGCAAGGUUAGAAACAAAUUUUAAUUUAAAUAAAGAAACAACUGAAUUUAUCUGUGGAAAGAAGUGUGGUAAGUUUAAUAAGAUAGUUAAUGAUGUAAAAAUUCCAAUUACAUUAAGUUUUAAAAACAAUCAAACAUAUUUUUCAGUAGAACCAACUUGUUUCACCAAAUUUGUGAAAGGUUUAAAUUUACUUUUUGAUGAAUAUCCUUAUAUAGAAUUAUUUAAUAUUGAUCAAAAGUACCACAAGAAGAUAAUAGGCGUAUCAGGAGUCGAUAUUCAAAAAUUAAUGAAAGUAUACGAUGUAUACAUUAAAUUUAUGAAUAAUAUAGAGUCAGUAGACUAUAAUUAUAAUGUAAUCUGUAAAACACCAAUAAAAAAUAUGAACAACAUAGAAAAUUUGAAGAAAGUGUUAUUAAGUCUAACUAAUAAUUCACAAUUGAAAAAAGAAAACAAAAGUAUAAAUAUUUUACCAAAGAAAGAAAAUAAGAAUUAUGAUAGCGGAUUGAGAUUAUUAAGAGAAUUAAUUCAUCUCUAUAAAUUGAUUAAUUAA
Molecule: messenger RNA, 1122 nt
Organism: Hepatospora eriocheir
Lineage: Eukaryota; Fungi; Microsporidia; Hepatosporidae
Source: the annotation of a GenBank genome assembly